AUGAGUGAUAGUGAAGAGGAAUUAGGUUAUAUUAAAAAAUCAAAUAGAGGCAAUAUCAAUAGUAAUGAUAAUGACGAAAGUUUAGAUUUUGAACUUGGUAGCGCUGCAACUAGAGAUGACGAUGACGAUGAUGUUAGCAUAAAGAGAAUUAGAAAGAGAAAGAUCAUUCAAGAUGUUAAUAGUAGUAUAGAUAAAAGUAAAGAUAUUGAAGAUGAUCCUUUUUACACUCCAACAAAGAGCAGCAAUAAAAUAUUAGAUGAAAGUGAUGAUGAACAACUUAAUGAAAAGAAAAUAAUAGAUUCAAGUAGUAGUGAUGAUGAAGAAGAACAAGAAGUAGAUAAAGAAGAGAAUAAAAUAAUAGAUUCAAGUAGUAGUGAUGAAGAAGAGGAAGAAGAAGAAGAAAAACAAAAUAAAAUUGUUAAAAAUAAUAAUAAUGAUAAUUCUGCAAAUAGAAGAAAUAUCGACAAUAGCGAAUCAGAUCAAAUUAAGAAAAAAAGAAAAUUAAAUAAUAAUAAUAAAAUAAAAGAAAGUAAUAAUGUAAAUGAAAAUGAAGAUAAUAAUGAUAGUGUUGGAGGAGAUGGUGAAAUACAUAGUGAAGCAGAGGAAGAAGGUGUAAAGAUAAAGAGAAAGCCAAAGUCAAAAGUUGUAAAUUUAAAGACAUCAAAGAGAAGACAAAAGACAUUCACAGAGAAUGAUCUACGUUAUGACUACGGUCUAGACAAACUCUACAAGCAAUGGAAAUCCGCAAAUCUAAACUCAAACAAACCUGUAAAAGAAAAUUUAAAGAAACUAUUAGAUGUGUUUGAUCGUUGGGCAAAGGAUUUAUCACCGGGACUUUCUCUGGUGGAUGCCAUCUACACCGCUGAGAAAUAUGGUAAACUGUCCACUACAAACAGCAUCAUUGCAUCGAUAGAGAAUGGUAUUUGGCAUCCAUUGAAGCAAGAAGCAGAUGCCAAGAAUGAUAUUCAACUGCAACGCAUUGUUGAUGAUGAAACAACAAAAGAUGAUGACAACAACAAUAACAAUAAUGAUAAAUUUAAAUCAAAUGUAAAUAAGAUUCCAAAUAUUAAUAACAAUAACAAUAACAAUAAUAAUAUUGUUAGUAGUAUUCCACAACUUGCAAAAAAGAUCUUUUUGACAUUCUUAAAAUUAUUUUAUGUUGAUUAA
Messenger RNA from Heterostelium album PN500, 1167 nucleotides. RefSeq lists its product as uncharacterized. The record is from RefSeq and is a predicted model, not a curated record. NCBI's taxonomy places the organism in Eukaryota, Evosea, Eumycetozoa, Acytosteliales, Acytosteliaceae. The transcript has 5 exons. Bases 1 to 1167 code for a protein of 388 amino acids. Gene Ontology annotation, cellular component: nucleus. Gene Ontology annotation, biological process: replication fork processing; DNA damage response.